GCUCUGCUUGAGUAGUACCUGGCAUUUUAAGAUAUUUCUAACUCUUAGAAUAGACUGUCACCAACUGAUUACUGAAAGCCAACUCCGUCUCACACACUGAACCUCCUAUCAUAUCGUCAGAACAGACUGAUGCAGUAGUGUAACUAUGUCACUUGACUAAUUGAAAUCAAUAAAUUAAAUCAUUGGAGGCUGCAGUUACAUUUCCCGCAGAUUUUAAUGUCAGUUUCUGUUUACAUUUCCCGCGGUUCUUAAUGCUACUUCCUGUUUACAUUUCCCGCGUUGAGUGACAUUCAAAAUGGCUGUGCAAAGCAGUAAAGAACUCCAGUUAGACAGUAUCCAGGAACAGGGUUUUAUAUCUUUCUUUCGAAAAUUACCGGAGAAGUCCAGUGCGACGCUUAGGAUAUUUGAUCGGACAGAUUACUAUACAGUCCAUGGCAGCGAUGCAUUAUUUGUGGCUAAAGAAGUAUUCAAAACCUUGGGUGUCGUGAAAUAUCUUGGUUCUGGCUCAAACAAGAUGGAAUCUGUGGUAUUAAGCAAAUUGAACUUUGAGUCACUUGUACGUGAUUUGUUACUUGUCAAAGCUUAUAGAGUGGAGCUUUACAGAUCCAAAAGUAAAAAUGAAUGGUCAUUGGAUUUCAAGGCUUCACCUGGAAACCUGGUUCAGUUUGAAGAUAUUUUGUUCACUAAUUGUGAAAUGUCAUGUGCUACUGGAGUUUUAGCUGUUAAGAUUGGUACAGUCAGUGGCCAACAGAUGGUUGGAACAGCUCUUGUGGACCUGACAUCCCACAAAAUGGAGGUCUGUGAGUUCACUGACAAUGAUCAGUUUUCAAAUUUGGAGGCUCUCAUUGUUCAGUUGGGACCAAAAGAGUGUGUUGUGUGUACUAGUGAAAUUAAUGACUCUGCCUGGCUAAAACAAGUUAUUACCCGAAGUGGACUUUUGAUUACUGAAAAAAAGAAAGGUGAUUUCCAAAGCAAAGAUAUAGUGCAAGACUUGAACAGGCUACUUAAGUUCCAGAAAGAAGACCAACAGAACAGUGCUGCUUUACCUGAGCUUGAUAACACUCUUGCUAUGGCAGCAUUGUCUUCCCUAGUCAAGUAUUUGGAGUUACUUUCUGAUGAGGGCUACUUUGGCCAAUUCAAAUUGUCUACAUUCGAUCUGAAGCAGUAUUUGAAGUUGGAUGCAGCUGCAGUGAAAGCUUUGAACAUUCAGCCUAAUCCUUAUGAAGGUGGAAACAAGAAUCAGAGUAUUUUUGGCUUAUUAAACAAGUGUCGUACAGCACCAGGUCAACGGCUCCUAAGUCAGUGGAUUAAACAACCUUUGGUAGACAUCAACAAAAUAGAAGAGAGGCUUGAUAUGGUAGAAGCAUUUAUCAACAACACUGAGUUACGUCAGUCACUCCAUGAAGACCAGUUAAAGAAGAUUCCGGAUUACCAGCGUUUAUCCAAAAAAUUUUAUCGUAAAAAGGCUAAUCUUCAGGAUUGCUACCGUGUGUACCAUUCCCUGAGUAAGUUGCCAUAUCUUGUGGAAACUCUGGAGAAGGAUGAUGGUCCACAUAAAAAUCUUGUGAUGCAGGUCUUUAGUAAUCCAAUCAAGGAAUUACUGAUGGAUUUCACUAAAUUUGAAGAGAUGAUUGAAAGUACAUUGGAUAUGGAACAAGUAGAAAAUCAUGAAUUUCUAAUUAAACCUGAAUUUGAUGAUGUUCUAACAUCUCUACGAGAAAAACUUGAUGAAGUUGAGGCUGAUAUUAAGUCCCAGUUAAAUAAGGUGGCAAGGGACCUGGGAGUUGAACCUCAGAAAACACUGAAGCUUGAAUCAAACAGUCAAUUAGGUUACUUUUUCCGAGUCACUCGAAAGGAGGAGAAACUAAUUCGAAAUAACAAGACCUAUCUUACCAUUGACACCAAUAAAAAUGGUGUGAGGUUCCACAACACUGGUUUGCGGCAGUUGAAUGAAGAGUUUGUAAAACUGAGACAAGAUUAUGCUGAACAACAGAAAACUGUUGUUGCUGGAAUCAUUGAUAUUGCUGCUGGUUAUGUUGAACCUAUGAUACAGAUGAAUGAUAUUCUUGCACAGCUGGAUGUUAUGGUUUGUUUUGCCCAUGUAUCUGCUAAUGCACCAAUACCUUAUGUACGACCUAAACUUUUGGAGAAAGGAUCUGGAAUUAUCCGACUGAAGGAGGCAAGACAUCCAUGUUUGGAAAUGCAAGAUGAUGUUUCUUUCAUUCCCAAUGAUAUUGAAUUUGAAAAAAAGAAACGGAUGUUCCACAUUAUUACAGGACCCAAUAUGGGAGGAAAAUCAACAUAUAUUAGAUCUGUUGGCUGUAUUGUACUGUUAGCUCAGCUUGGUUGUUUUGUGCCUUGUAAUGAAGCAGAGAUUUCCAUUGUAGACAGUAUUUUGGCACGUGUUGGUGCUGGAGAUAGUCAACUAAAAGGUGUAUCUACAUUUAUGGCAGAAAUGCUGGAGACUGCAUCAAUUCUCAGGUCUGCAUCAGAAAACUCUUUGAUCAUAAUAGAUGAGCUUGGAAGAGGUACCUCAACCUAUGAUGGAUUUGGUUUAGCUUGGGCCAUUGCAGAAUACAUUGCUACAAAAAUCAAAGCCUUUUGUCUUUUUGCAACUCAUUUUCAUGAACUAACAUUGUUAGCUGAUGAAGUUUCUACAGUCAUUAACUCGCAUGUAACAGCUCUGACUUGCAAUGAUACACUGACUCUUUUAUACAAAGUUAAACAUGGAGUUUGUGACCAGAGUUUUGGAAUUCAUGUGGCUGAACUUGCUCAUUUUCCAAAACAUGUUAUAGAGUUUGCCAAGAACAAAGCCAAAGAGCUGGAAGAUUUUCAAAGUGUUGAUUUGCAGGGUACUGACAUGGCUGGUGAUGAUGAGCCAGCUGUGAAAAAACGGAAGUCUGAGAAACAGGAAGGUGAACGAAUUAUUGAAGAUUUCCUGAAAAGUGUGAAGAAUUUGCCUUUGGAUACUCUUACAAAUGAACAACUUAAAAGUGAAAUAAGCAACCUAAAAGCUGGAGUAGAAUCUAAAAAUAACCUGUAUAUAAAAGACAUUCUCUCUUAAAUUUCUUAAAAGAAUGUUAAUUCUUUGAAACCUUUCCCUCCAGUCCUCUUUUUGGUCAUAAAGCCAGUAUUGAUACUGAUGUAUUUUGGGUAGAGUGACAUAAUCAUUUACUAUUGGCACUCAUUUUAUUAUCCAUGCAAGGGUUGGAGAUGAAAUCAAUUCAUGGGAUUUGAACAUUAGACCAAUGUUAACUAAAUGACUGGAUGGCAGAUUGCAUAGUGUCAAAAGUAAGUUCCCUGUAGAAUUUUGUUGCAUCACUAUGUUUUGUGUUCAAAUUUUGCCAUGUUUGGCUUUGCUUUUCAUCUUUCUAUUCUAAGCAACCUGAAUACUAGUAAGGCUAAUUUGUGACCUUGUUUCUUUCUAUGUCAGAAAUUAUCGUUAUCAUCACCGUUAUUAUCCUGUUACAGAUACAUAUACUCUGCUCUACUAAAGCCUUUCUACAGCUUUUAAAGUAGAUUUAUUCAUGAGUUUUUUUUCCCCUCUUUAUUUAGGUUUACUAUUUUUUGAACUUCACCAAUAAAGGUUUCAGACAAUUUUUCAGUUCUGGUUUCCAUAUAUUCAUAAAGGCUAGUACUUAUAUUAUGUAGCUAUAUUUUGUAUUUUUGCUAUUUCUAUCAGAAGGUUUUUAUACUUAGAGAGUUUUUCAGCUUCCUUUUACCAAGUUGUUUUUGUCAUUUAGGUAAACCACAUCAAUUAGUGUGCAAAACCUGGAUCUGUUGUCAAUAAUGAUGGCUGUUUGGUUUGCUCUUAUCUCUUUGUUGUAUAUACUCGUAUAUUCCAGAUAAUCCCAGCAUUUUAUUUUCUACCAAAGCCUCUAGCAAUUUUUGUACCAUUUUUCUGCAACUGGAGGCUACUUUGAAGUUAGAUAGGUCUUGUCAAACCCUCCACAUAUGUUACAUUCCCGAUUGUUUCAGAAUCUACCUCUGGUAAUAUCUAUUUAAGAAGCCCUGAUUCUCCUGAAUGGCAGUUAUCAAGCCAUCAGUCUCCUUUUUUGGGCAAUUGUCAAGUCAUCAGUUUCCUUUUUCAAUGGCAGUUGUCAAGUUGUCAGUCUCUUUUGAAGUCAUAUUUGGCUCUGUUGUUUCUUGCAAUCCUGUUUGAUUAUUUUAGGAAUUGUUUGUGAAGUUUAAAUUCCCAAGCUAUGUUCAUAUACUUGAUUGUUCUCUGAUUUCUUAAACUAUUUUUAUUGUACCUGUCAUAUCAGCAGUUCCUGGAUUUUGAGGAAUAUGUGGAUGGGGUACCUAUUUUUGCUAAAUAAAUUUUAUUAUAAAGGAGAUAGGUUGACCAAAGUGGUAAAAUAUCAGACAAAAUAUUUAGUGACAUUAAAUUAACUUUUAUAUUUUUGAAGUUAAAUCCCAUGGAGGUUAACUUUGCCUUUCUUCCCUCUGCAAUUGAUUUAAAUGACUAACUUUAUUCAUCAGUAAUAUAAAGAAAAAAUAUGGCCUUGUGCUUAAGUUGGAAAUCAUUAUUAUUGAAUUCUUUCAUUGGCACAAGGCCACUAACUUUGUGUUUGUGGUGGUGGGGGAGUAAUUUAUAUUGAAACCAGUACUGGAGUACUUGAUUGGUACUCAUUUUAUUCUUACCAACAGGAUUAAAGGCAAAGUCAGCUCUAAUGGAAGUUGAUGUCCAAUGCUUUCAUGAUUCUUGCAGUCAUCUUUUUCAUUGUAAUUGCAAACAUAAUUCACCUCAGUUUUCUGUAUACAUUAUUGCAGUGUCAUCAUCCAAAAUCAGAACAGGAGAAUUUUUUCAGUUAUAUUCAGAACUAUGUUUAAUAAAAAGUUAGAAUCAACAGAAGAAGAUAUAGCAGAACAAUAAUACACAGUAUUUUUAGACAAUUGUCUAUGGAAAUUGAAGACAGGGCUGGUGGGGAACAAUUUUCUAUAUUUCAUGUAAUUGGGUUUCUAGGAUUUUUUCCAUCCACCAUAUUGGUCAGUACUAUUUAUUUUAUGAGACAAAAUACUAUUCAUUAGGAUAAAGUUUAAAACUUAUUUCUAGCUACUUUGUCGAAAUCAUGUUCUCCAGGCUUGAUUGAGUUGCCCUAUUAUGAUCAAAGGCAUCUCUGCUUUGACCAUCAUGUUUUUUUUUUUAAAGCGAAAAAAAAGACAUUAUACAUCUAAAAUUGCAUUUAUCUAGCAUGCUUUUCUGAUGGUAAAGUAUGAUUUCAGGGAAAUGUGAUUGCUUUAUCUAGCAAAUGAUUGCUUCAUGUCUGUUCUUACUGUAUCUUUCUCGGCAUUUAUUUGAAAAAUACACUCAUUCAAUGUUAUAGUUUUGCUGUAAAUGGAGUCUUCAAUAAUCUUGCUAAGAUACUAUCAUGUUUCUGUUAGUGCAGUUAUGGAGAGAUAUGCAACAUAGCUAGUGAUCCUAUGAUAUGUGCUUUAUUAGAGAUAUCAUUUCAGUUCUAUAUUAGUAAUUUAGAUGUUUACACCAUAUAACUUUGAAAAUACAUGUAAUAGUUUCUUAUUUCAAUGAGGAUUAAUGUUGCAAAUUUAUUUGAUUUAUAAGUUCCUGCACUGGCAUAUUCUCCUCAGUUAAGUCUAGCUUUGUAUAGUGGUUCACUAGCAAGUUUUUUUAUCUUAUCAGUAAUACACCACAUAAUUUCCUGUUUUUGCAGUUAUCUUGUGGGCUUAGUUUCUUGUUUGGUUUUAGUUAGCAUUUCUACUUCAUAUCAGGCCUGUCAGUUCUCGGUUUUGUGCCUUUUAUCAGUAAUACUCAAUAUUUUCAUACAUGACUUGACUUUGGUCUGCACCUGCCAUAAGUGCCAUCAAUAUUCAGAACACAUACCUAACUGAUCUUGUUUAUUCUCAUUACUUGUACAUAUCAACACAUUUGCCUGUCUUUAUGUUUUCUUUUGCCACUUAUAAUUUCAGUCUUUGAAGUCAAAAAUAUUUAUGUUGAAGCAAAUUUGGCUAGUUCAUUUGAAAAAUGAGUGUUGAAAAUUUGUAUAGUCAUCUAUUUCUUGGCAUAAAUAAAUAUAAAGGAAAGCCACAAUAAUCUGAGGAAUAAAUUUGUAUUUUAUGAAAAAA
Octopus bimaculoides (California two-spot octopus) is the source of this 6084-nucleotide messenger RNA. RefSeq names its product DNA mismatch repair protein Msh2. Gene Ontology annotation, molecular function: ATP-dependent DNA damage sensor activity; ATP binding; mismatched DNA binding. Gene Ontology annotation, biological process: mitotic recombination; mismatch repair. Gene Ontology annotation, cellular component: MutSalpha complex; nucleus. NCBI's taxonomy places the organism in Eukaryota, Metazoa, Mollusca, Cephalopoda, Octopoda, Octopodidae. The record is from RefSeq and is a predicted model, not a curated record.